AUGACCGUGAAUCGCCUCUAUACGGUAGAAAUACGGAGAGGUGUUUACAUUAACGAAAAUUUACUCAAUAUAAAUGGAAAAAAUCCUGGUGAUUAUGGACGACGAUUGCUACGUGUAUUAUAUACUCAAGAUCAAAUAAAAACAUGUAUGUUACCGUCGACGGUCGUUUCUGAUAUGACUUCUAAUACUAAAACGGCGACGCCUUCAGUAGCUUCCGAAGAUGUUUAUGGAGAGAAAUGGGAUCGUUGUGUAACAGAUACACUUGUUAAAGCAGGUCGACCAUGGCCUGUACUGUUAGGAACUGGUAUUGGAAUCGGCAUGGGUUAUAGUAAUUGUCAAAAUGAUUUUCGUUCUCCAUAUUUAUAUGGAAGAACACUCAAUGAAAAACAAACUGUAAAAUUACCGACAAAAUCAUCAACGUGA
Molecule: messenger RNA, 423 nt
Organism: Didymodactylos carnosus
Lineage: Eukaryota; Metazoa; Rotifera; Eurotatoria; Philodinida; Philodinidae
Source: the annotation of a GenBank genome assembly